AUGGUUUUCGAAUUUUCCAAAUUCUACUCCGUCCUGAUCGCAAGAUUAUUCCUGUUUCUCUUGUUUCUCACAAAUGUAGCCGUGUGCAGGCCCCAGGGAACUGAUGAAUUUACAAAUGAAGGACAAAAGUUCGAGAAGAAACGAACUGCAAUAACAGCGAAGCACGUACAUAAAGCUCAAAUCCCGGAAGAAGUCAUCGUUAGCGUCGUCAUUGCAAGUUUUGUCAUUGUGGCUGCAUCCAUCAUGUUCGUGAUGCAUGUCGGAAAGCUUCAGGAACGAGAAGCCGAGAGGAGGGAGAUGCGGGAAUUGCAACGGAAGGUUAACGCGGGUGGAAAGAGGUUUAGUUGA
Glarea lozoyensis ATCC 20868 is the source of this 348-nucleotide messenger RNA. RefSeq lists its product as uncharacterized. The transcript has a single exon. The coding region runs from base 1 to 348 and encodes 115 amino acids. NCBI's taxonomy places the organism in Eukaryota, Fungi, Ascomycota, Leotiomycetes, Helotiales, Helotiaceae. The record is from RefSeq and is a predicted model, not a curated record.